This is a messenger RNA of Pediculus humanus corporis (human body louse), 633 nucleotides long. Its product is annotated as protein orai, putative. Lineage: Eukaryota; Metazoa; Arthropoda; Insecta; Psocodea; Pediculidae. Gene Ontology annotation, molecular function: store-operated calcium channel activity. Gene Ontology annotation, cellular component: membrane. The transcript has 2 exons. The record is from RefSeq and is a predicted model, not a curated record. The coding region runs from base 1 to 633 and encodes 210 amino acids. Gene Ontology annotation, biological process: store-operated calcium entry.
AUGUCACAAGCUGGAGAUGAAUUGCAUACUCCGAGUUAUCUCUCUUGGAGAAAACUUCAACUCAGUCGUGCCAAAUUAAAAGCUUCCAGUAAGACAUCAGCUUUACUGUCUGGUUUUGCCAUGGUUGCCAUGGUGGAAGUACAAUUAAACGAAAAAACUCAGGUUCCGCCUGAAAUGCUGGUAGCUUUCGCCAUUUGUACAACACUCCUCGUAGCCGUACACAUGCUUGCUUUAAUGAUAAGCACUUGCAUUUUGCCAAAUAUCGAUGCCGUGUGUAAUCUUCACUCGAUUAACCUGGUCCACGAAUCUCCUCACGAAAGACUUCACUGGUACAUAGAAACGGCCUGGGCUUUUUCCACCCUUUUGGGUUUGCUACUUUUUUUAGUCGAAAUCGCCAUAUUGUGUUGGGUUAAAUUUUACGAUUUUUCACAAUACGCUGCUUGGUCGGCUUGCAUCGUUUUAAUACCGGUUUUAAUUAUAUUCUUAGCUUUCGCCAUACAUUUUUACAGAUCCCUGGUUACUCAUAAAUACGAGGUAACCGUGUCGGGCAUAAGAGAAUUGGAAUUAUUAAAAGAACAAAUUGAAGCGGGUGAUAGCGAUCGAAUCAACGGUUUAAACAUGCAAGUCGUUUAA